This is a messenger RNA of Dacryopinax primogenitus, 3333 nucleotides long. RefSeq lists its product as uncharacterized. The coding region runs from base 64 to 3198 and encodes 1044 amino acids. The transcript has 20 exons. Lineage: Eukaryota; Fungi; Basidiomycota; Dacrymycetes; Dacrymycetales; Dacrymycetaceae. The record is from RefSeq and is a predicted model, not a curated record. Gene Ontology annotation, molecular function: ATP-dependent chromatin remodeler activity; ATP binding.
GACAGAGGAAACCCUGUCCAAAUCGUAGUAGUUCAUCUCCACUUUGCUAUAUAUGAAGGAGCUAUGAAGGAGAAGGAGAAGGGACGACUAUUCUCGACCGUUGCACCACUAGAACUUUCAUCAUCAGACGAUGAUUUCACACCAUCCGCCCUUCUUCCACCUACAAAGUCUCAAUCGACAGCCAAUAGUAGCCAGAGACGAAAGGUUUUGAGCUUGCCCCGCAAUGCUGCAGACAGGAAACCGGCCGCAGGGCCGUCGAGACCUUCUCGUGGCAAAUCCCAACGACAAGAGGCUCCAGAUGAUGUCGCUGUGCGCACAUCCCUGCUUUCCCUGCUGGGUCUUUCCCCAGAGGAUCUAGCCGAUGACGACGAAGCGGAUGCUGCAGAAACACGCAGUGGAGAGGAAGAUCCCGAAGAUACAGCCGACCGUAUCUCGAAAGAAACAAUGAUCCGUCAACGCAAGUUGGAAGACGGUGUGGGAAAAGAAGGGGAGGCGAAGAAGAUGAGAGCAAGCGUUUUGGAGAGCGAGACUGAGGAGGAGGAAACCGAGUCAGAAACUGAGCUGGAAGAUGAGGACGAGGGGAUCCCUGUGCGGCAGCCUGUUGGGAUCACGAUACCUGGUACUGAAGAUGGAGAAAGUGAUACUGAACCCGAGACGUCUGCCCUUUCCCUGCCCAUACCAGUCCUUCGCUCUUCCCAGUCGUCCCAGCUGAACUCUGAACCCACGACCCAGCUGCGUCCCGCUUUCCUUCCCACUUCUGCCCAAUCCACCAUCGGCGCCCUCUUGCUCGACCCAGAGACAGGCACCCAGGUACCAGCAAGCAUCAACAGAUUCUUGAGAGAUUACCAGAGAGAUGGAGUGCGGUUCUUCUGGAAUUGCUGGAAGGAAGGGAGAGGGGGCGUAUUAGGCGAUGAUAUGGGCCUCGGCAAGACUAUCCAAGUGAUCUCAUUCCUCGCUGCCAUAACUCGACGCACUGGUGAUGCACGCGACGCCGACAAACGUCGCAAACACGUCCUUAAGCUACAACGUCGUCUCUUUUCCUCCCAGUUGCCACCUGCCGAUUCUGACAGCCCGACAUGCCUCAUAGUCGCCCCCGUGUCGCUGGUGGACAACUGGGCGAGAGAACUAGAUACGUGGGGCUGGUUCGAAUGGGCCAAGUAUACCAGUAAAAUGACUCGGUUAGAGAGGGAGGAUGUUGUACGGGACUUCCGCAUUGGAAGGUUGGAUAUCGUGCUUACAUCCCACGACUGCGCCCGAGGUGACAUCGAACAGCUCGCCGACCUCCGAUGGAGUGUAAUCUUCGUAGACGAGGCGCACAAACUCAAAAACCCACACAGUCGUCUCACCGAAGCAAUGCACCGAUUUCAACACGGGGCGCGUUUUGGGAUGACAGGAACAGCCAUUCAAAAUUCUUAUCUCGAGCUGUGGACCCUCCUCGACUGGGCUAACCCUGGCCGUGUCGGCCGCCUGUCACAAUGGGAGUUUUAUGUGUCCAGACCUCUGGUACUUGGGCAGAGCAGUGAUGCUACAGUGUCGCAAAAGUCACGCAUGGAAACCGUCAAGCGGGGCUUGGUGGAGCGCUUGCUGCCGGGAAUGUUCCUGAGGCGAACGAAGGAGAUCAUCAAAGGCCAGCUACCAAAGAAGACUGACAAUGUUGUGUUUUGUCGCCUGACAGAGCGGCAAACAGCAGUGUACAAAUUGUUUUUGCAGCAUCCCGACGUCGACAUCAUCAUCAAGCAUGCUGAACCCUGCGAAUGUGGCUCGAAGAAAAGUCGCGGGGAAUGUCAUCACAAAUUUCUUACCACCAGUGAUCCUUGGAGUAAUGGUGUUCUAAAGUAUAUGUCUCUGUUUGUGAAACUAUCGAACCACGUCGCGCUCCUCUACCCUUCAGAACACGACACCCCAGACCAGCGCAUACGUAACCGUGGCUAUGUCGAGUAUCUCACAGAACAUUUCAUCGACGAGCGAGAGUUGUGGAGGGCACCAGUGGUGCAGUACGAACCUACAUUGUGCGGCAAAUGGGAGGUUCUCAGCACGUUUCUCAAGGCGUGGAAGGAAGAGGGUGACAGUAAAGUGUUGAUUUUUAGCAAGAGCGUGAAGCUUCUGGACAUCCUCCAGACGUUUGUUGAACAGGCUGCGUACGAGUUCUGUCGAUUGGACGGCAAGGUGCCAGCUGAGAAGCGUAUGGACGAAGUCGAUAGCUUCAACACUGAUCCUAAUGUGUUCAUAUUUCUCAUUUCAACCUUAGCUGGAGGGGUCGGCUUGAACCUGACGGCGGCCAACAAAGUGGUUAUAUUCGACCCUAAUUGGAACCCGGCUCACGACCUGCAAGCAAUGGACCGAGCAUAUCGCAUUGGCCAGAACCGUGAUGUCACGGUGUACCGAUUGCUCGGGGCGGGUAGUCUUGAGGAGUUGGUUUAUGCUCGCCAGCUGUACAAGCAAGCACAGAUGCGUAUCGCAUACGAGGGCAGCGACCAGCGCCGAUACUGGGCCGGUGUGCAGGGAUACCGAGUGAAGCAAGGCGAGCUUUUUGGCAUCCAGAAUAUCUUCUCCCUGCAUGAGACCGGCCUCGUCGUCAAAUCCUCGAUCGAAAAGCGCUUGACCGAGGACUUUUGCUGGGUCCUUGAAAAUGUUCAUACAGAAAUGGAGCUAGAGGGCCUCGACAUGGAUGACAGCGAGAAGGGGAAUCAGAAUGCACUGCACUUCCUUCUAGAAGAGGAUUCGGCCACCCAUCUACCUCAUGAACCUUCUCACCCAGCUAAUGAGAAUAUCUCUAACCUUAAGCAAAAGAGAAAAAGGUCGCUUGAGCAUGAUCAACUUGAUGCAUUUCUAGACUCAAGAAAGAUCCACACGCAUCUCAAUGAGGAAGUGCUAUCGAGAAGUGCAAUAGACGCUGAACGGCUCAAAGCCGAAAGGAAGGCUAAACGUUCGAAGACACUUGCACCUGCUGACGAUUCGUGGAUACCGCGUCGAGCAACAAAAUUGCCGGCGCAAGUAUUCCAGGAUAGACUUGCCAUGCUCGAAGAACUGGGUGGGGCAGAUCCAGACGAGCCGCUGGGGAUGGAUACCGUAAAGAAAUUUGUGGAGAUGUCUGCCAACAAGCAGAAACGUAUUCUCGCAAAAAUAGAUCGAAUGAUAGCUGCCAAGAAGAAAGUACUUCCAAGUGAAGUGAUUCUACCGUCGCGCCUUCCUUUUUGAUCGAGAAUCUGUGUACAGUAUAAUUAUCCUUAUACACUACUGCAUUAUUUUUUCAGUGCUUCGGUACGGAAUGUCCCGGAUAAGAUUGUAUCCAUUUCUGUAAACGGCUACCAACCUCGCUUGAAGUAGCUUUCA